UUUCCAAAUGUGAAAAUAUCACCAAUAUUCUUCGUAUUUGACUUUUACAAAUGAUUACAAAGACUUCCACCUCAGUCUUCCAGUACGUUCAUAAAAUUCAACCCUCAACCACAACAGAAUGUAUAGAGAAAUUUCAACCAAUUUCUGGUGGUUCAACCCACCCCAUGCUUCGUUCAUACUUGAAAUUAAAUACAAACACAAUCCAAAAUUUUGAUUAACCAUCUAAUCUACCCAUUCCCAUUUGUCACCAAACCAUAGCAAAUUAUAUCUCAUCUCAUCUCAUCUCCCGUUUCCCUUGGGCCCAGGUCAUCACCGACUACAGGUCCAAAGCCAAGUCACCCAACUAACCAAUAAAGCUCUCAACUUUACACCAGUUCUCGAAUCUGUUAUAUAUAUAAAUUCUCUGUAAUAACAAACUUAAUAGACCGACAAACCUCUCUUCUUCAUUUUCAGCGCACCAAAUGGACUGGACUAGAAGUCACGCCAUUGGCCACGGCAACACAGCCACCGUCUCCCUCGCUACUUCUAUCUCUUCUGGUGAUGUCUUUGCCGUCAAGUCCACCGGGCUUUCCAAAUCCGAGUUCUUGCAGAGGGAGCAAAAAAUUCUUUCUUCUUUAAAUUCUCCCCAUAUAAUUAGCUACAAGGGCUGUGAUAUUACUAGUGAAAAUAGCAAGUUGAUUUACAACCUUUUUAUGGAGUAUGCGACCGGCGGAUCGCUUACCGACGCUAUUCACCGACACGGUGGCAGGGUAGAUGAGUCUAUGAUCGCGUGCUACACGCGUCAAAUAUUACAGGGUCUAGAGUAUCUACAUUCAAAUGGGCUGGUACAUUGUGACAUUAAGGGAAGAAAUAUUUUGAUUUGCAAAGAUGGCGCCAAAAUUGCAGAUUUUGGAUGUGCCAAGUGGGAGGCAGAGGAGAGGCAGAGCAGUGGCACGCCGAUGUUUAUGGCACCUGAGGUGGCGCGUGGGCAACACCAGGGCUUUUGUAGUGAUAUAUGGGCCUUUGGGUGCACUGUUAUUGAAAUGGCCGGUGGUGGUGCACCCUGGCCUGACGCCACUGACCCAUUAACGGUUCUGUAUAGGAUUGCUUAUUCUUCUGAAUUACCAGAUUUUCCAAGUUUUCUAUCAAACCAAGCAAAGGAUUUCUUGUCAAAGUGUUUAAGAAGAGAGCCAAAAGAGAGGUGGACAGCUACUCAACUUCUUAAGCAUCCUUUUCUUGGAGAAUUCACUUCAUCUACAAUUCAAUUUCAAGAAUCUAAUUCAAGUUCAAAUUCUCCAACAAGUGUUCUCGAUCAAGGUAUAUGGAACUCAGUGGAAGAAAGUUUGGGAAAUCUGAUCCAUUCAAGUUCCCAGAACUCGGUUAGUGAGAGAAUCAGACGAUUGAUGUGUUCGGAGGGGCCCAGUUGGGAUUGGUAUGAGAGUUGGAUGACAAUUAGAGGGAACAACAAUGAGGAAAGCAAUGCAAUCAUGGAUGAUAUUGAAGGCAAAGAUGAUAUGAUCAGUGGGUCAGUGUUGAAUUCAUUUAGUGGUAACUUAGAGGAGCAAGAAAGCUAUGUUAAGAGCCCCAAGUUGGAUUUCUUAAACAACAAUAUCAAUACCAGAAGUUGUUCUUGUACAUAUAAAAAAGACUCUGUUGUAAAUAGCAGUAACCUCAAUUUUCAGAGGGAUGAAGAUAGGAUGUUGUUUUUUACUUCAAUCACAAGUUCUUGCUCUUUACUAUCAUAAAUUCACCUCUCUCUUUUUUCCGCAUAAUACAAGAGUAUACAUAUUUAAGAAGGAUUUGAACAUUUGGUGGAAUUUAUGAAAGUGAAAGGCCAGUCCUGCAACCUAAUCUUAUGUUGAGUUUUAGUGGGUAAAAAGUGGCGCUCAUUCAUAACUGUCAAUCUGGCGGCAACUUGAUGUAUUAAUUCUCCUGUAUAUAUGGUAGUUAAGCUUGGUUAAUCCCAUCUGCUAUGUUCAAUUAUAAAAGCAAAAGCCGUCCAAGUCCAACCCAA
Molecule: messenger RNA, 1993 nt
Organism: Mangifera indica (mango)
Lineage: Eukaryota; Viridiplantae; Streptophyta; Magnoliopsida; Sapindales; Anacardiaceae
Product: mitogen-activated protein kinase kinase kinase 18-like
Exons: 1
Coding region: 462-1724 (420 amino acids)
Biological process (GO): protein phosphorylation
Molecular function (GO): protein kinase activity; ATP binding
Source: RefSeq, a predicted model, not a curated record